Messenger RNA from Acanthoscelides obtectus, 2527 nucleotides. NCBI's taxonomy places the organism in Eukaryota, Metazoa, Arthropoda, Insecta, Coleoptera, Chrysomelidae. The record is from the annotation of a GenBank genome assembly.
AAAUGACCUCAUAGGUCAUUAUCUAGGUCAUAUUUGAGGUCUUCGACAAAAGUUGCUUUUUGGUAUCCUGAAAACAGGGUGCGAAAAUUUGGCAUCACUGCCUGUAUUUUUGGUUCUGAGUCUCGUUGAAUUAGAUUUUUGUUCAGUUUGACGUUGAGCGUUUACAAAGAUGAAUUAGUUUGAGGCAGUUUGUAUGUGAUAGGCAUGUAGUUAUUGAUUGUUUUUAUUUAUUAUAAUUUUUUUUAUCAUGGACAAUGUUUUUUUACAUUACGUUAAUUGCUACGAAACAUGAAGUUGUUGAAAUCCGAUAAAUGUAGAGUUUGUAUGCGUACGUUUUGUUGCACGUCUUGUAGAGAAAGACACGAAACUUCAAAACACAGUUUUUUCGCUGAAUGCGAUAUUUGCAAAUAUGGACAAAUCAUAAUAUCGCCAACGUUGUCUGAAAAAUUGUUAGAUCAUUUGAAAACCAUCCAUUUUCCUCUCCGAUGUGAACUUUGCACGAAGACGUUCGACACUAUAGACGAGUUAUUCCUGUAUAUAAAAUGCACUGAAGCUAAUAAAGUACUGUCUAAGAACAACGAUGGAAAAAAUCCAAAAACUCCUACGCAAACAUCCUAUGAAGCAAACUACGAUUCUCCUCCAUUAGCGAAUAUUUUGAUGGGUAAAAAUGGCAAUAAAAACAUAAACUUGUUGGUACACCUGGCCACCAGUACGCCCAUGCACCAUGGUGGGGGGACAGAAAAAGUCAAAGAAAUCAUCAUAACGCCUGUGGAGAGUACUGAGAAUACCAAAAACAGUAUUUUGAAAAAUCCAAAUAGUCGGUGCAAUUAUUCCUCGAAAAGGGUUACUUUUAGUGGAACUCCGUUCAUAGAAAGCAGUCAUCGCAAGCCAAAAAAUAUGGUUAUGACAGAGACAACAACUGGGAUGAUGGUGAGCCCCUCAACAUUCCACACCGCAAAAAUUGAGCAAACAACAAGUAUCCACAGUUCUUCGGAUGUCAAAACAAGCGAGAUAAAAAAUGAAGAAAACGAACCUAGUCAAGACCCUAUUAAGACCAAUGAGGAGAAACCAAAAAAUGUUCUGGAAAUAACCGCCGAAGAUGAUAAUACAGUUUGGAUUAGUGCAUUGAAUUUAUCAAUUGAAAUUUGCUCGGAUGAAGAUGAACAUAAAGAGAACGAAGAACAUAAGGAUGAAGAUGAGAUGGAACAUGAAAAUCAUGAGAAGAAUGAAGAGGGUAGUAAGGAAAAUAAGGAGCAAGGGGACAAACAGCAAAGUAUACCAAAAAGUAAUGUCGCGACACCAGUCGCUCCAAAAUCCGCACAUAGGAAAGUCAGCAUUGUUAAACCUACACCGGCCAAAAAAGAAAAGAAAGAAGAACAACUGUUUGUUGAUAUGAUCCAAACGUUUUCAACCCCCAAUGUACCACGUGCUGUUCAACCCCCAGCGCAUGCAAUUUUUGCAAACAGUGACACGAACCCAGCCCGGGAAAACACUGCAAGCGCUGUGAGCAUCAUUGCUAUCCCCCCAGCUGAAGUUACCGCAAACAUUUCUGCACCUGCAGUGGUUGAACAACCGAAACCCAACGAGACCUACGAUGUUGACUGCAUGACUUCGGACACGGGCAUGUCGAGAUGCAACACGAUUUGGACAUCUGUCAGUAGUAUUGUAUCGAACAUUUUCCACAACUUCUCAGGCAUAGACACGAGUUACCAAGAUAGAGCCGACAAUUCAUUGAAACGUUGCUCUUCUGACAACGAUAUCUUCGAACCGCUCAGGAAGAAAUAUAAAUUCACGGAUAUCAAAUGUCGAAGGCCUAUUCGAGAUUUGCCACCUUUAGAAAUCUCCAAUGAUCUGCAAAUAAGCAUUCGGGUUAACAUCACCGAAGGAACUAAAAAGAUUUAUGUUGAUAAGGCCACCAACACGGAUGAGUCAAUGUACACAAGUCGAUAAGAACUGACCAGGAUCUUGUCAAAUUUGGUUGUGCUUUGAAGUGUGUUUUUAUAUGUUGAUAGUACAUAGUGUUUAUACAUUAGUUUUAAGGUUUAAUAUCAGUUGCUAUCGGAGUCGUAAAAAAGCAGCUUUACUUAUUUCUCUGUUCAUAGCUUUGCAUUUGUAGGGAAAAACCUAUAAUUUUUGCGACAGUACAUUUUCUGGUGGUGUCAUUAGAUUAUUAUUUCCUAAUGGAUGUCGUAAAAAUGCAAACAUUUUUUUUGCAGAAAGUUUUGACUAUAAAACAGGUAUUAGUCUUUAUUGACUAUAUUGACAAAUUUUUAUAGAAGCAAAAAAUAAUUCACCACAAAAUUGUUUUUAUCAGUUUUAACAUAGACAAAAGCUCCAGCGGUCAUCAUAAAGAAAAAAAUUAGUCGCCGAAAUUGUAGGUUUCUCCAUGUCCUGGAAUCACCCUGUAUAUGGAAACCAUAUUGUGUUUGGUAUUUUUCUGUAGCUGUAGACAGAUUUAUUAAUUGAUAGCUUUUUUUUGUAUUGGACUUGAUCUCAUUUUCUCAAUAUAUAGAUUCUGAAAAAUAUA